CUGACAAUUAUGAAAACUACUUAGCAAAUCCCUAAAGUAGCAAAAACAAAUAAUACUAAUAGCUCUUCCGGUAUCAGUCAAGACCAUGAAACUGUCCUCAAUAAGAUUUCCGUUUUUCCAAAUUCGAGUUCGGAAUAAGAGCAUGGACCAAGAUGUCCCACAGUGUGAUUCUAUUGACUUGUACUGUCAUUACUUUAGUAAAACGCCUCCCAUACUUAAAACGACGAUAAAAAAUGUUAUUUACUUUUUCUUUCCUAUGAAUUUACAAAUAAUGGAAAAAUACUUUGUGUAUCGUACCUUUUAUUUUGAAAUGUUUGAAUACAUCAACCGGAAAUGAGCUUGUCCGUUGAGGCUGAAUUCACCCCGCUCUUCCAGUCAGCUGUCAUCCUUGUUUGCAAACAAAGCUACCGUGCCCGCAUGUUUUCACUGUCGUUUGGGUUGUCUGUUGCAUGACUCGUUUGUCGCUAUGGGGGAAAACGUCGACAAUGAGAUAAUCGAACAUCACGUUGAUGAAGAGAUGGAGAAGAGAAGAACAACCAGUCAUGCCUCUUCGUUUAUCGGGAGUCUUACUCCGCUUGAACGGGAGGGACACUCGAGCACGCAGUCUUCGCACCGACUACUUGCUUAUAGCGACGCGCUUAUUUCGAUCAUAGCCACUGUAAUGAUAUUACCUGUUGCUCAUACAAAAGUGGAAGAUACUGAGGAACUAAAGGAGAGUUUACAAGCCCUACUCUCAACCAAAAUCGCUGUCUAUCUGAUGACGUUCUUGAUAGUCAGUGUGGCGUGGGCCGCCCAUAUCAGGUUGUUUCAAGUGAUCGAGCGUAUUGAUGACUGCCUUGCACUUCUCAAUCUGGCCUGCAUGAUGUUGAUAACAUUUCUUCCAUACACAUUUUCUCUCAUGGCAACCUUUCCUGAGCACAUCCUAGGAAUCCUCCUGUUCUGUGCGUGUGUCAUGGUGAUUGGACUGAUUCAGUCAGUUAUAGUGUUGUACGGCUUCAGCCGUCCGUUCCUCCUGAACGACCAGAUCCAGAUCUCGGAGAACCAGGUGUUCUACAAGCACCACAUCCUCAAAGUCAUCAUGAGGGUUCCCAUCAUGUGCUUCUUCGCCAGCAUCUUAUCUUUCAUCUUCUUCCAGCUGUCCUACGUGAUACUAGCUGUAGUCAUCUUCCUGCCCUACAUCACAGAGUCUUUGAAAUGGUGUCGUAGCAAGGCUAUAGGCCAAGUGGAAGAGACGCCAGACUCGGUGUUGUUCUACACCUACCGCCCCAACGAACCACUGACCAAAGAGCGCGUGGAGGCCUUCAGCGACGGAGUCUACGCCAUCGUCGCCACACUCCUCAUUUUGGAUAUAUGCGAGGACAACGUCCCCACCCCCAGUGUGGUACAGAAGAAGUAUGGAGGCAGCCUGAUAGCUGCCCUGCAGGACUACGGCCCAGAAUACCUGGCCUACUUCGGUUCCUUCGCCACUGUGGGCCUCCUGUGGUUUGUCCACCACUCUCUCUUUCUCCAUGUCACCAAGACCACGCGCUUCAUGGGCUUGCUAAACACCUUAUCACUGGCCUUCGUCGGAGGCCUUCCACUAGCGUACACUCUAACCCACGAGUUCCCCCGCAACUCCCGCAACGAACUGGAAGCUAUCCAGAUUAGCUGCGUUAUCAUUUUCUUCGCGGGCGUGUUCCAGCUGGCGAUUUGGGUCGCGGCUCUGUUUAACGAGCGCGAGACACUGCACCCGUAUGUCAGGUACGGAGGUCGAGAUCACGCGUUUAUGUUCGCCAAGCUGGCGCUGUAUCCGUGCGUCGCGCUCGGAGCAUUUUUCGUGACGUGCGUUUUGAGUCGGUUCAGCGCUUCGAUAUUUCACUUGAUGCAAGUCACGGUGCCUUUUGCUUUCCUGUUGUUGAGGUUGUUGGUGCGCGGUGGGCUUGCGCUGCUGCGCCUGGUCUUCUGUCCGGACAGGUCGGACCAGAGGAGCACCCUGGAGGACGAAGAGGACGGGGCCAGGAUGCCGUUUAACGCUCUCGUAACUUAGCCUUCGAUGCACCGAUAGCAAAGCCGUAAAUGGGCCUGACGCAACUUUGGUGUCAAUCAAGUAUCGUUUCUAAAAAGCGUAACGAAACCCGCCAGUUUCAGCCUCGUUCCGCCCCUUUCAAAAGAUGCUUUCUGGUGAAAAGUUGCAAGCGGGGGUUUUUUUUUUCAAUCAUUCAUAUUCGUUUACGGGGUAGAUUACAUGCUCUAAAUCACACUUUGACACAUCCAAUAAUGUUAAUAAUGCUUGCUAGCUGGUUAAAAGAUAGAAACGAAGAUGAUGGGGAGGAUUUUUCCCCACCUAACACCCCUUCCACUGAUUGCCAUGGGAAAGGGGCGGGGGGGGGAGAUGCUGGCGAUGUGUCUGAUUGGCUGGUAGGUGGCAUUUAACUCUGUAUAACUCGAGACAGCUAUCAGCUCGGCAGAAAAACUCACGGCGAAUGCGUGAGACUUAAGAGCCUGCUGAGGUUUUAUUGCCUGAUUGCAUUGGAAUUCAUUUCAGGCCAGGUUUCACUUUCGGUUUUCAAUUUCAAGCAUUGAUGUGAAGAAUGUGACAUGAAACCUAUGCUAUUCUCAUCAAGUGGUCGUAGUGUCAUCAACUGAAAUGAAAUUGGUCUUGAAUGUUGAAUUUCAAAAGGUAGCAAUGAUACAAAACACAACCAAAGGCUCUGCUAUUUAUUAUUUAAAAUUUCUUGCAUUUAAAGAAUUUACAAUGCCUGGUUUAUUGUUCAGUAGCGAACAGUCAGAUUAAAAUAUUCCUUUUUAACGCAGUGCUGAGUGAAAAAUAUUCAGUCACUCAAAUGAAAGCCAUUCUGUACUGUAGCCUAUACAGUACAGCUAGGAAAAGGUGUAGGAUACUGAACGUCAUGUUGAAAUGUAAAUCUGUUAAAGAUGUACACACUCUUUAAUUGCACAUAUCCUCGUUUAUUGUACCCGUACUGUAGAUUAUGUUUUGUUUUUUGUUCAAGAUAUUGUUUUGAAGUUUAAGGAAAAUAAUCUGUUGUGAAAGUGUAUACUGUAGCAGUUAUCAGGACCUGAAUGUACAGGUGCAUGGGCAUUCUAACAACAGUGACAUUGACAUCUAUGUAGUGAGCCUACCUUACCCUAUCUACUUCUGGGAAAUCCCAAGAAACGCCCUGUGAUAUACAGUAGGUGUGGUACAACAGAACAUUCUCCUUCCUGUUUUGGUAGAAGGUGUGUGUAAGAGUCGAAGAAACUGCCUAUCGCAACAGUUUCUGAGUCAAUAUUUUCCACAAAUUAGCGCAUUACAUAUCAAUGAGGCCAUUGUGAUUUAAAUGUUAAAGGACAUACAUUUUAGUAACGACUCUAAAUGCAAUGUUGUAGGCCCUAUUGGAUGUCAUGUAAAAUAUUUAAUGAAUUUAUUUUGCCUGGUGUUUUCCACAAGAGGUCACUGUUUAAUUCAUUUUGCCAUGAAACUGAGGGGUAAUGUCUUGCUGCUUUUGUGCUUGAUGUGCGUGUUUUAUUAAGAUGACAUGGAUAAUCAAAUCCACAAAGCACUUUAACCUGAAUGCGUAGGCUUACUUGUUUGCCUGCGAUAGCCUACUUUAAUGUCUAAAUAUCCUGUAACAAAUUAAACGUGAAAAGAUUUGUAACAUUGUGAAUAUAUUAUAUUGUUACGUAUUUCAUGAA
Osmerus eperlanus (European smelt) is the source of this 3672-nucleotide messenger RNA. RefSeq names its product transmembrane protein 175 (gene tmem175). The record is from RefSeq and is a predicted model, not a curated record. Gene Ontology annotation, molecular function: proton channel activity; potassium channel activity. The transcript has 11 exons. Lineage: Eukaryota; Metazoa; Chordata; Actinopteri; Osmeriformes; Osmeridae. The coding region runs from base 467 to 2026 and encodes 519 amino acids.